GCUUAGGGCGGUCUCGGGUGCGACAAAACUACAAUUCCCAUCAUCCUGUGCCGUGCAGGGAAGGAAGGACGAGACUGCGAAAGAGGGGCUCCAGAGGAUAGCGGGCUAGAGCUGGCCGCUCCUCUUUCCGAAGCGGUUUUGCACCUCUUUUCGCCGGGGGCGUCGGUGGCGACGGCGGCGUCGGCGGCGUCGGCGCUCACGCAGGGGCGGGUCACGGCGGCACGAAGCGGUGCUCGGCGGGAAGGGAGGUCGUGGCGGUGUCGGUGGUGGCGGCACGGACUGCAGCGACGGCGGCGGCCGCAGGGACAGCAGGAGCAACGGUGCUGUCAGUUAAGCCGUCGGAGAAAUGGGAGACCCAGGGUCCGAGAUAAUAGACUCUGCCCCUCCAGCUGGGCCUGAGGCAUCUGAGUCCACAGCGGAUGAAAAUGAAGAUGACAUUCAGUUUGUUAGUGAAGGACCAUUAAGACCUGUUCUUGAAUACAUUGAUCUGGUCAGCAGUGAUGAUGAAGAGCCUAGCACCUCUCAUAGUAAUGAUAAUAUUAAGCAUAAAGACCAUAUUGACCAUCAGAAGGAUAAAGUUGCUUUAACUCUGGCUCGUCUAGCCCGACAUGUUGAAGUGGAGAAACAGCAGAAAGAAGAGAAGAACAGAGCAUUCAGGGAAAAAAUUGAUUUUCAGCAUGCUCAUGGGUUACAAGAAUUGGAAUUUAUUCAAGGACAUUCUGAUACAGAAGCAGCAAGAUUGUGUGUGGACCAGUGGCUAAAAAUGCCAGGACUCAAAACAGGCACAAUUAAUUCUGGAACAAAAAGUUCAUUCCGAAGAGGAGGCCAAAUGAGGGUGUCCGCGAAACCAAUUUCAUGUCCCAUAAUGCAUUGUAACAAGGAAUAUGAUAAUGGGCACCUUCUCUUAGGACAUUUGAAAAGGUUUGAUCACUCCCCAUGUGAUCCAACAAUUACACUACAUGGACCUUUCUUCAAUUCCUUUGCUUGUGUAGUAUGUUAUAAAAAUUUUGUUACUCAACAACAAUAUAGGGAUCACCUUUUUGCUAAGGAAGCUGCAGAUGAUGGACAUAAAAACAACCUUCUUCCUCAGGUUAUUCAGUGUUUUGCCUGUCCAACUUGCUACCUUCUUUUUAGGAGCAAGGAUGAGUGUUUGAAGCAUAUGUCUGGAAGGAAUCAUUUCCAUCAGCGUUUUAAACUGAGUGAUGGCAAGGGAAUAGCACAUCCAAUAUCAUUUCCAUCUUUUGCAAAGAAAACUUUGAUCUCUCUGUGCAAAGAUGUUCCAUUUCAAGUUAAGUGUGUAGCUUGCCACCAGACACUGCGUUCCCACAUGGAGCUCACUGCCCAUUUCAGAGUUCGUUGUCGAAAUGCUGGUCCUGUAGCUAUAGCUGAGAAAAGCAUUGCCCAGGUUGCAGAGAAAUUCAUAUUUAGAGGUUAUUGCCCUGAUUGCAACCAAGUCUUUGUGGACGAAACUGAUACCCGAAAUCACAAGCAGAAAAUAGGACACAAAGUUCGAGUCAUUAACUCAAUGGAUGAAUCAGUCUUACUUUAUUGCCACAGCAGCGAAGGGAACAAACCUUCUGACUUGAAUCUAUUGCUAGAUCAAUCAAAAUUUUCAUCACUUAAAAGAACAAUGUCUCUUCGAGAACCUAGCUCACAAGAUUGCAGCACCAUUCCAAAAAAGAAGAUGAAUUUAGGAGAUAAAAGCCAUGAAGGUAUGGUUUGUGUCCAGAAAGAAAAGACAGUUAUUAAAACCUGGUUUUGUGAAUGCCAGCAACGAUUCACAAGUGAAGAUUUAGUAGAAAAGCACGUUUUCUCAGCAAAUACAAUGUGUUAUAAGUGUGUGGUCUGUGGAAAGGUGUGUGAAGAUUUAGGGGUCAUCCGUUUACAUAUGAGCCGAAUUCAUGGAGGGGCACAUUUAAAUAACUUUCUUUUCUGGUGUCAGACGUGCAAAACGGAGUUAACAAGGAAAGAGACUAUCAUGGCACAUGUGACUGAAUUUCAUAAUGGCCACAGAUAUUUUUAUGAGACGGAUGAGGUAGCAAGUGAAACUUUGCCAUCAUCCUCUACUACAGUUGGGAGUGAUUUGACUACUAAGAAUCCAUCUUCAGCUAUUACGAUUAUUGAUUAUUCCCCAGCAAACAGUCCUCCAAGGGGUAAAUGGCAAUGCCGAAUCUGUGAAGAUAUGUUUGAUUCCCAAGAAUCUGUAAAACAGCAUUGCAUGUCUUUAGCAAGUCACCAAUUUCAUAGAUAUAGCUGUGCCCAUUGCAAAAAGACCUUUCACAAGGUAGAAACACUAUACCGGCAUUGCCAAGAUGAGCAUGACAAUGAGAUAAAGAUUAAGUACUUCUGUGGGCUCUGCGAUCUUACCUUUGAUGUGGAAGAAGCAUUUUUGAGUCAUUACAAGGAGUACCACAGCAUAGAUUAUAUGUUUGUGUCAGAAAAAACUGUGACUUCAAUUAAAACUGAGGAUGAUUAUCCUUUAAUAGAGACUAGUAACCUGUUAACCUGUGGUUGCCGUGAGAGUUACAUCUGUAAAAUCAACAGAAAGGAAGAUUAUAGUAGAUGUCUCCAGACCAUGCUGGGUAAAGGAAAACUGUGGUUUCGCUGCAGUUUGUGUUCAGCAACAGCACAGAAUGUUGCCGACAUGAACACUCAUAUCCACCAAGUGCACAGAGAAGAAAAGCCUGAAGAGGAGGAACAGCGGUAUGUCAUCAAGUGUGGCACCUGCACCAAAGCCUUUCACGACCCUGAGAGUGCUCAGCAGCACUUCCACAGAAAGCACUGCCUCUUGCAGAAACCCAGUGGGGCUCAUGUGGGAGCUGAAAAAACAAGCCGGCACAAGUGUCCUGCCAGUGCCUCACGUACAGAGAGAAAACUGAAACAGGCAGCAAGCUAUCCAAAAAAUUCAGACAUGGAGAAAGGAGCCAGGAAUGACGUAAGCUGUCAGAACAUAGAUGAAGAAGUUGUUGAGCUUCCAGAUUUGGAUUACCUGCGAACCAUGACUCAUAUAGUCUUUGUAGAUUUUGAUAACUGGUCAAACUUUUUUGGUCAUCUACCGGGGCAUCUUAACCAAGGAACAUUUAUUUGGGGCUUUCAAGGAGGAAACACCAAUUGGAAGCCUCCACUCAAUUGUAAGAUCUAUAAUUACCUGAAUAGGAUUGGAUGCUUCUUUCUUCAUCCUCGCUGCAGUAAAAGAAAAGACGCUGCUGAUUUUGCCAUAUGUAUGCAUGCUGGCCGUCUAGAUGAGCAGCUACCCAAGCAAAUUCCUUUCACCAUCCUCUCAGGAGAUCAAGGUUUUCUGGAGCUAGAGAAUCAGUUUAAGAAGACUCAGAGGCCAGCACAUAUACUAAACCCUCACCACUUAGAGGGAGAUAUGAUGUGUGCCUUGUUAAAUAGCAUAUCUGAUACCACCAAAGAAUGUGACAGUGAUGAUAACCUGGGUGUAAAAAGUACUCCAAUAGAAGAAUUCAGAUCUACAGAAGAUGUGGAAUUAGAAGAAGCUAUUAGAAGAAGCCUUGAGGAAAUGUAAUUAAAGAUAUUACCACACAACAUCAAGUAGCCUUGAAGAGACUCAGGAUAAUGAACUCGAGUUUGUUUUCUAAAGGAGGCCAGAAUUCUACUAGUACAGAUGUGUUUGAAAACAUGCUUUUUUUGCUUUUUCAUGUUCAAAUUUUGAUAUUUGCUUUGUAUUUUUGUGCUGUUUUGAGAAUAUGUACAGAGGAAUAGAAUAUAUGUCAAUGCAAAUGUAAAUCAUGUAUUCUAAUAUAGGUACUACUUUACCAGUCAACUUUAAAUUCAUAUAUGUAAGUUAAAAGAAUUAAAAAAUACAAAAGCUGUCAACUAUUGUUUGUUUCCCAAAUAGCAUUAGUUCUUUAUUUGUACUGUACAGAUGAUUCUAGUUUAUUUUUUUUAGGAAUGAAAAUGAAUAUAAAUAAAGCCUUCAAAGCUUAGAUUUUCUUAAAUUCUACUUCUCAUAUGAUACUAAUAUAUAGAAUACCUUUGAGAUCUUUGUGAUUAUUAGAAGAGAGUAAUGGUAACUGAUCAUAGAAAUAGAUUAAAAGUUUUACCAGCAAUGUUCUUUGUGGAUUUCACUCCGAUGUUUUUCCCUGCUUUAAUUAGAGCUGCACAUUGCUAGAAUAAAAAAGAACACCCUAAUUUCUUUAAUAUAAGUAUAAAGAAAUCUUUUCUAUUCCUUUUACCUGCUUAGACUUUUAUGUGACUUGUAUUUACCUACUGUUUAAAGGGAAUGGUGUCAAAAUAUUUGCAUAGAAUUAAACUUAUUUUUAAUAAUCAGUCCUUUUUAUAUAUUUGUGUAAACAUAAUCUUUAAAAAAUAAUGUUCAAGUCUUACUCAGGAAUAAUCUUCUUUAACCCUUUAAAAUUUUUAUUUCAUAUAAAAGUAUCUUCAUUUUAGUUAUUCAUUAAGUUGUUUGUCAGGUUUCUAUAUUUGGUGUUACAUAUUUAAUUUUUAAAUGUUGAGGCCCCAUUGUGAAAAAUAAAAUAUUACAUAAUUAGAACACUAAGAAGGGCUUGUCAUACUAUAUUUGUGUAUAUGCUUCAUGUUAUUGACCAGAAAUGUCAUCCCUAAAAAUUUUGAAUAGUAAUUAACAAACUUAAAAUUUUCUAUAAAUAUAAUUUUUUUUAAGAAAAGAAUCAUGACUAGAAUUUUGUUCUUUCUCUGCAGUUACAUGUUUUAUUGUGAAAUAGCAUUGCUGUUUUUUUUAUUAGUAUAGUCUUUUCAAUCCACAUUAGAAAUCAGUUUGUGUUUUUGUUUCUUAAGAUGUCAGGUCAAUGUACCUGCUUGCAUUUUUUUUAAGUUGACAUUGUAGAGUGAGAAUUCACCAAUUAUUUUCCCAAAAUGACCACAUUGUGCUUUUAAUUUGUAUGUUAAACUGAUCAAGCAGGGCUUUAAGAGGUAGUCACUGAGUCAGACAUUAAAGACAUCCACAGGAGCUUGCUCAAUAGUGAGGAGAAAGGACAUUCCAGAAAGAAAUGUGAUUAAACAGACAUGGCGGAGAGGAACCAAUACUUCUCUGCCAGAGGUGCCACAUACAUAUGUGAUAUAUACUGAGCUCUAUUAAGAAGCUUUUGCUGGUAGAGAGUAACUGAAUCUUUUCAUCAUGACCCUUAAAAAAAAAAGGUAAUUGGGUUGUUUUAAUUAAUAAUUGUCACUGAUUGUGUUUCUACUUGUUAAGUAAUUAAAAAUCAUUUUUAAAUUACUUCAUAAUUUGAAUUUAAUUAAGAUACAAGGAAGAGAUGUAAUCAAUGGGUGACAUUAAAGUUAUAUGGAUUACUAAAUUACCCAAGUAAAUGUCUCGAACAU
This is a messenger RNA of Rhinolophus ferrumequinum (greater horseshoe bat), 5322 nucleotides long. RefSeq names its product zinc finger protein 451 (gene ZNF451). Lineage: Eukaryota; Metazoa; Chordata; Mammalia; Chiroptera; Rhinolophidae. Gene Ontology annotation, biological process: regulation of transcription by RNA polymerase II. Gene Ontology annotation, molecular function: sequence-specific DNA binding; DNA-binding transcription factor activity, RNA polymerase II-specific. Gene Ontology annotation, cellular component: nucleus. The record is from RefSeq and is a predicted model, not a curated record. The coding region runs from base 347 to 3529 and encodes 1060 amino acids. The transcript has 15 exons.